AUGGAAUCAAAAAGAAGUGUACCUCCCAGACACCAUUCUCUCAGCUACAAUGAAAUCAUGUUUGCUGCUCUCUUCGCUGUAUUGGUGGUGGUCUGUGCUGGAUUAAUGGUGGUGUCCUGGCUGGCAAUCAAAGAAUCAGAAAGCGAUUCAGUCCUUGAAACAAGUCACGAAGCCAGAGGGACAUUUAAAAUAACAUCCGGAGCUACAUAUAAUCCUAAUUUGCAAGACAAACUCUCAGAGGAUUUCAAAAUUCUUGCUUUUGACCUUCAGCAAAUGAUAGAUGAGAUCUUUCAAUCAAGCAAUCUGAAGAGUGAAUAUAAAAACUCAAAAGUUUUACAAUUUGAAAAUGGCAGCGUUAUAGUCAUAUUUGAACUUUUCUUUGCCCAGUGGGUGUCAAAUGAAAAUGUGAAAGAGGAACUGACUCAAGGCAUUGAAGCAAAUAAAUCCAGCCAACUGGUCACUUUCCAAAUUGAUUUGAACAGCAUUGAUAUCACAGACAAGCUAACUACCAGCAGGCCUUCGACGACUCCAGGAAAUGACUCUGUAGAAUGUCUGCCUGGUUCGAGGCCUUGUGCUGAUGCUCUAAUGUGUAUAGCAGUUGAUUUAUUUUGUGAUGGAGAGUUAAACUGUCCAGAUGGUUCCGAUGAAGACAAUAAAACUUGUGCCACAGCUUGUGAUGGAAGAUUUUUGUUGACUGAAUCUUCUGGGUCUUUCCAGGCUGCCUAUUAUCCAAAGCUUUCUGCAUCAACUGUUGUCUGCCGGUGGAUCAUACGUGUGAACAAUGGACUUUCUAUUAAACUGAGCUUCGAUUCCUUUAACACAUAUUAUACAGAUGUCUUAAAUAUUUAUGAAGGUGUAGGAUCAAACAAGAUUUUAAGAGCUUCUCUUUGUGAAACUAAUCCUGGCACAAUUAGGAUUUUUUCCAACCAAGUUACUGCCACUUUCCUUAUAGAAUCAGAUGAAAAUGAUUAUAUUGGAUUUAAUGCAACAUAUACUGCAUUUAACAGCAGUGAGCUUAAUAAUUAUGAGAAAAUCAACUGUAAUUUUGAGGAUGGCUUUUGUUUCUGGGUCCAGGAUCUAAAUGAUGAUAACGAGUGGGAAAGAGUUCAGGGAAGCACCUAUCCCCCUUUUACUGGACCAAAUGUCGACCACACUUUUGGCAAUGUUUCAGGAUUUUACAUUUCUACGCCAACUGGACCAGGAGGGAGAAAAGAAAGAGUAGGACUUUUAAGCUUACCUUUAGAUCCCACUGUGGAACCAGUCUGCCUUAGUUUCUGGUAUUAUAUGUAUGGUGAAAAUGUCUAUAAAUUAAACAUUAAUGUCAGCAGUGACCAAAACAUGGAGAAGACAGUUUUCCAAAAGGAAGGAAACUAUGGAGAUAAUUGGAAUUAUGGACAAGUAACAUUAAAUGAAACAGUUGAAUAUAAGGUUGCUUUUCAUGCUUUUAAAAACCCAUUGCUGAGUGAUAUAGCGUUGGAUGACAUUAGUCUAACAUAUGGGAUUUGUAAUGUGAGUCUUUAUCCAGAACCAACUUUGGUCCCAACUCCUCCACCGGAACUUCCUACGGACUGUGGAGGACCUUUUGAACUAUGGGAGCCAAAUACAACAUUCAGUUCUACGAACUUUCCAGACAGCUACCCUAAUCAGGCUUUCUGUGCUUGGAAUUUAAAUGCACAAGAGGGAAAGAACAUACAACUUCAUUUUCAAGAAUUUGACUUAGAAAAUAUUUUUGAUGUAGUCGAAAUCAGAGACGGUGGAGAAGAUGAUUCCUUGCUCUUAGCUGUGUACACAGGGCCUGGUCCAGUACCGGAUGUGUUCUCUACCUCCAAUAGAAUGACUGUGCUUCUCAUCACUGAUGAGACAUUGGCAAAAGCGGGGUUUAAAGCAAACUUCACUACUGGCUAUUACUUGGGGAUUCCAGAGCCCUGCAAGGAAGACAAUUUUCAGUGUGAAAAUGGAGAGUGUAUCCCGCUGGAGAAUCUCUGUGACAGCCACCCACACUGUGAGGACGCCUCAGACGAAGCACAUUGUGUGCGUCUUUUCAAUGGCACAAAGAACAACAAUGGUUUGGUGCAGUUCAGGAUCCAGAACCUAUGGCAUGUAGCUUGUGCUGAGAACUGGACCACCCAGAUUUCAAAUGAGGUUUGUCAACUUCUGGGACUAGGGAGUGGAAACUCAUCAGAGCCAAUCGUCUCUACUGGAGGUGGACCAUUUGUAAAAUUAAACACAGCACCUAAUGGCAGCUUAAUACUAACACCCAGUCAACAGUGUUCACAGGAUUUGCUGAUUCUGUUACAAUGUAACCAUAAAUCAUGUGGACAAAAACUGGUGACUCAAGAAGUCAGCCCAAAGAUCGUUGGAGGAACUAAUGCCAAAGAAGGGGCCUGGCCCUGGCUCGUUGCUCUGUAUUAUAAUGGCCAACUGAUCUGUGGCGCAUCUCUCGUCAGCAGUGACUGGCUGGUGUCUGCUGCACACUGCGUGUAUGGGAGAAAUUUAGAGCUAUCUAAGUGGACAGCAAUCCUAGGCCUGUAUAAGACAUCGAAUCUGACUUCUCCUCAAAUAGUGACUCGGUUGAUAGAUCAAAUUGUCAUAAAUCCACAUUACAAUAGACGAAGAAAGGACAAUGACAUUGCCAUGAUGCAUCUUGAAUUGAAAGUGAAUUACACAGAUUAUAUACAACCUAUUUGUUUACCAGAAGAAAAUCAAGUUUUUCCUCCAGGAAAGAGUUGUUCUAUUGCUGGCUGGGGGACAGUUGAAUAUCAAGGUCCUACUGCAGACAUUCUGCAAGAAGCUGAUGUUCCUCUUCUGUCUAAUGAGAAAUGUCAACAACAGAUGCCAGAAUAUAAUAUUACUGAAAAUAUGAUAUGUGCAGGCUACGGAGAAGGAGGAAUAGAUACUUGUCAGGGGGAUUCAGGAGGACCCCUAAUGUGCCAAGAAGACAACAGGUGGUUCCUUGUUGGUGUGACCUCAUUCGGAUACCAGUGUGCACUGCCUAAUCGCCCAGGGGUGUAUGCCCGGGUCCCAAGGUUCACAGAAUGGAUUCAGAGUUUUCUACAUUAG
Cynocephalus volans (Philippine flying lemur) is the source of this 3060-nucleotide messenger RNA. It is a transcript of the gene TMPRSS15, whose product is annotated as transmembrane serine protease 15. Bases 1 to 3060 code for a protein of 1019 amino acids. The transcript has 25 exons. Gene Ontology annotation, molecular function: serine-type endopeptidase activity; protein binding. The record is from RefSeq and is a predicted model, not a curated record. Lineage: Eukaryota; Metazoa; Chordata; Mammalia; Dermoptera; Cynocephalidae. Gene Ontology annotation, cellular component: membrane. Gene Ontology annotation, biological process: proteolysis.